This is a messenger RNA of Kalmanozyma brasiliensis GHG001, 1107 nucleotides long. Its product is annotated as Target SNARE coiled-coil domain protein. The coding region runs from base 1 to 1107 and encodes 368 amino acids. Gene Ontology annotation, molecular function: SNARE binding; SNAP receptor activity. Gene Ontology annotation, cellular component: endomembrane system; SNARE complex; Golgi membrane. NCBI's taxonomy places the organism in Eukaryota, Fungi, Basidiomycota, Ustilaginomycetes, Ustilaginales. The transcript has 4 exons. Gene Ontology annotation, biological process: intracellular protein transport; vesicle fusion; endoplasmic reticulum to Golgi vesicle-mediated transport. The record is from RefSeq and is a predicted model, not a curated record.
AUGUCGUAUACACCGACCUCAUACUACGGCCAUUCGGUCAAGGAUCGCACGUCCGAGUUCCACGGGCUGAUCGAGUCCAUCGGAUCGAGAUCCGCUCAGCCGGCAAAACAGAAGCUGCUGAAUGGCAAUGGGCCAGGGGCGUCGCCGAAAGGAGAGUUCGCACGGAGAGCGCAAGCCAUCAGCAAGGAUAUCGCCUCUACAACGGCGAAACUGCAACGUCUAGCACAGCUGGCCCGCCGCAAGACGCUAUUCGACGACCGACCGGUGGAAAUCUCCGAAUUGACCUACAUCAUCAAGCACGACAUUGCUGCGAUCAACAAACAGCUAGCGGACCUGCAAGCGUUCAACAAGGCCAACAAGACGGGCAAGGCGGACCGAGCUGAGGAGCACCGCGGCAAUGUAGUCACCCUCCUCCAAUCCACGCUUGCCGGAGCGACAACUUCGUUCCAAGACAUCCUCGAGGUGCGCACGCAAAACAUGAAAGCGUCGAAGGACCGCAGCGAGCAAUUCAUGUACAAUUCCGCAGCGGGUGGCCUUGCGCCAGGGGAAAACUCAGUGCUUCGUUCUCGUGGCAAACCGACAACAGAUUCUCCCUUGUACAAUCCGACACGGAGUGGGUCGGCGAUGGCCCACCGUGCGGCACCGUCGCCGCUCAACCCGGCGAUGCAGCAGUCUGCCUCGACGGACGGCUACGAUCCCAAGGGCAAAGGCAAAUCGAAUGGGGAUGGCGACUUCCUAGCGCUCGACAUGGGCUCUUCGCUCCCUGGCCCAGGCGGAGCCGCAGGCGGAGACCAGUUCAUGCAGAUGCAACUCAUGGAGACCAACCAGAACACCUACAUGCAACAACGCUCCACCGCCAUCGAAUCCAUCGAAUCCACCAUCUCGGAACUCGGCCAGAUCUUCAGCCAGCUCGCCCACAUGGUGGCCGAACAGCGCGAGACGGUCCAGCGCAUCGACGAUAACGUCAUGGAGGUGGUGGACAACGUAGGGGGCGCGCAACGGGAGUUGUUGAAGUACUACGCGAGCGUCAGCAGCAAUCGCUGGUUGAUGUUGAAGAUCUUUGGUGUGCUGAUUGUGUUUUUCCUGCUCUUCAUCCUGGUCUCGUAG